AUGAGCGCAUCGGAGAAGACAACGCUACCUCUUCAUCUUCAUCUUCUUCCCCAAGACAUUCUCUUUGAGAUCCUCUCCAAGCUCCCCGCUAAGUCGCUAGUACGACUCAGGUGCGUUUCUAAAUUCUUUUCCGCUCUCAUAGCUGAUCAUGCCUUUGGCGUUCUGCACCGCAGCUUGUCCUUCAAACUUCCCAGUAGGGCGGGCAUCCUCAUGGCUAUCAUACCUCGAACUCCGCUCUCUUCCGCCCCUGUGUAUUACACCAUAAAUAAUUUCAGCGAAGAAACCCUCCAAGCCAACCGUCUCGACUACUUGGACGCUGAUGAACCCUUCCCCAAAGGUUGUCUACACUCCUCCUCGGAUGGCCUAAUUUGUCUGUCCAAACCCAAUGGAGACGUCGUUGUUUGCAAUGUUAGUACCGGACAACGUGUUUCCCUUCCAAGAUUCCAAUUCAACUCCCCCCAUCGAACUCAAAUCUGUUCACUAUUGGGGUUCGAUUCACAAUCUAAAAGAUACAAGGUUUUGAUGAUUGAUAGGAGGAGGAGCAUUUUCGAGUAUAAGCAUUGGGUUUUGACCGUGGGAGUGGAUAAAUCAUGGAGGGAGAUCAACUAUUCUUCCCACCCCUUCUCUCCAUUUGAUGGCUUUGGCUGCGUUGGCCAAUCCGAUACUAGUGUCCACAUCGAUGGCGUUAUCUAUUUCUAUAAUUGGCUGACUAAAGAUGACCCUCCUAGCUUCCACAUAGUAGCAUUUGACGUUGGGUCCGAGAGUUAUUCUUUGAUACCAAUUCCACCUGAAGUUACAUCAUCAUCACGGGUUCAUUGUAUAGGGAAAACAUAUUGCUGUUCUGAUUUUGUUUUCAAAAAUUUUGCAUUGCUACAAGUUGAUGGAGGUCGAUUGGCUAUCGUUUAUGUUCGCAAAAGAGACCAACAAUUCUACAUGGAUGUUUGGAUUUUGGAGAAAUCUAAGGGAUGCUGGGAGAAGAUUACUACAAAAAUUCCAUUCAAUUUGAGAGUAGAACAAUCAACGAAGUAUCGCUAUACUACAAAUCAUGCUGGGGAGGUUGUGUUGUUAGGUAAAAAUAAUAAACAAUUUAUCAUUUUUGUUUGUAACUUGAAAAGUAAGACUUGGAGAAAAUUUGAUAUAGGUGGAGUUAAGGAAUUUCCAAUUUGUUUGCUUGCGGAGGUUAGAAUGUACAAGACUAUGGACAAUGUAUUUUUUAUUGAGUAG
Ipomoea nil (Japanese morning glory) is the source of this 1224-nucleotide messenger RNA. RefSeq names its product putative F-box protein At4g38870. The transcript has a single exon. The coding region runs from base 1 to 1224 and encodes 407 amino acids. Gene Ontology annotation, molecular function: protein binding. The record is from RefSeq and is a predicted model, not a curated record. Lineage: Eukaryota; Viridiplantae; Streptophyta; Magnoliopsida; Solanales; Convolvulaceae.